Molecule: messenger RNA, 3550 nt
Organism: Sinocyclocheilus anshuiensis
Lineage: Eukaryota; Metazoa; Chordata; Actinopteri; Cypriniformes; Cyprinidae
Product: leucine-rich repeats and immunoglobulin-like domains protein 2
Exons: 18
Coding region: 404-3541 (1045 amino acids)
Molecular function (GO): protein binding
Source: RefSeq, a predicted model, not a curated record
UUGUUUUUCCUUGGGAAAAAAGUCGAGGAACAAUGUUUGGAAAGGAGAUUUUUAGUUAUAUUCUAUUUUUCUCUCAAGUGUAAACAAACAAUUUUAUAUAGGACAUGAAAUCUUUCGGAAUACCUAAACUAUAUUUCCGCGUCUUGAAGCUUGUUUGACGCUCCGUUUGGGAAUUCUUGAAGCUGCAGAGAUUGCAAGGCGGAAGAAGAAGAAGGGAAUUUCGAAGGGACGAACUGAGAGAGCCAAGUGAUGGCUCCGGAUUGAUUUCACCAGAGCCUUGCAGUGUUUUUCAACUUUAUUCGAAUGCAUAUAAAAUCUUGUGUAUAUUUUAAAACACAGAUUAGUCUCUGUGUCUCAUUAAUGUCAUAAUUUAGACUGAUCAUUUGCGCUCAAGAAGCUCAAAAUGGCGGAGGGCUGGCCCAUCCCCCAGGCCCUGUUCCUGCUCAUAGUGAGUGUCGCGGGCCUGGACACUUGCCCUUCUCCCUGUACGUGUUCUGGUGGUCCAGGUGCAGCACAAUUGCUGGAUUGCAAUAGGAAGAGACUGACUGCUGCAGCUCUGGAAGCUCCAGCCUGGAUCACCCAUGCGUCUAUGAAUCAGAAUGAACUUACAGCGGUGCCUUUUCUUGGAGAUGUCUCAUCCAACAUCACAGUGCUGUCACUUGUUCAUAACCGAAUCUCUGAAGUCGUGGCGGAGCAGCUGUUGCCAUAUUCAUCUCUGGAAAGUCUAGAUUUGAGCUCUAAUUCUAUAUCUGAGCUUAAGGCCGGAUCAUUCCCUCCCACGCAGCUGAAAUAUCUCAACCUGAGCAAAAACAAGAUAAGUUCCUUGGAGCCCGGUUGUUUCGGAAACAUCAGCUCCCUUCUGGUGUUGAAGAUAAACCAGAACAGACUCUCUGUGCUGCCUGAUAAAGUCUUCACCCUCUCUCAGCUCCAAGUCUUAGAGUUGAGGCGCAACAGGAUUCGUGUUGUGGAAAGUCUCAUUUUCAAAGAACUAAAGGCUCUUAAAUCAUUAAAGAUGCAGCGCAACGGCAUCACAAAGCUGAUGGAUGGAGCUCUCUUUGGUUUGGAAAACAUGGAGGAACUAGAGUUGGAGUAUAAUAAUCUGACAGAGCUGAAUAAGGGCUGGUUGUAUGGCCUGCACAUGCUCAGGAUUCUGCAGGUAAAUCAGAACAAUAUUGGACUCAUCCGAGCCGAUGCCUGGGAGUUUUGCCAUCGCCUGGAGGAGCUGGAUUUGUCCUUCAAUCACUUGAGUCGUCUGGAGGAUUGGGUGUUUUCUGGUCUCAGUCUCCUGCAGAGUCUCAACUUGGGUGACAAUCAAGUCUCACACCUGGGAGAAGGAGUGUUCAGCAGCCUGGCUAAUGUCCGCACAUUGGACAUCCGUAAUAAUGAGAUAUCUCUUGCCAUCGAGGACUUCGUUGGCAUGUUUGUGGGUUUGAAGAGGCUGAAUUCGCUAGUUUUACAGAAUAAUAAAAUCAGGACCAUCACUAAGAGAGCGUUCGAGGGUCUGAUGGAGCUGGAGCAUUUGGACCUGAGUAAGAAUGGCAUCAUGUCUAUUCAUCCUGAUGCUUUCACUCAUUUAAAACUUAAAACACUUGAUUUGAACACCAGCAGCCUUCUGUGUGACUGUCAGCUGCAGUGGUUGGGCCAGUGGUUGAUUGACAGUCAGUUCCAGCAAUCCUGCACUGCCGUCUGUGCUUAUCCUGCCUUCCUGGCAGGAUCUAGUGUGCUUGCUAUUAAACCCGAGGAUUUUGUCUGCAAUGACUUCCCUAAAUCCCAGAUCAGUGCUCAUCCCAAGACCGCCGUGGCCUUGCGCAGGACCAACGUCACUCUGAACUGUUCUGCGUUCAGUAGCAGUGAUUCUCCUAUGAGCACCACCUGGCGCAAAGACGGAGAGGUGCUGUAUGAAGCUCAGGUGCAGAACUACGCUCGGUACCAGGAUCACCGCCUCCUCUACACCACCGUACUCCACCUGCUCAAUGUCAAUUUCACAGAUGAGGGCCAGUACCAGUGUGUGGUCUCCAACCAUUUUGGGUCCAACUACUCCACUCUGGCCAAGCUCACUGUUAAUGAGCUCCCCACCUUCCUGAAGACACCCAUGGACCUGACCAUCCGCACCGGUACGGUCGCGAGGUUGGAGUGUGCUGCAGAGGGACACCCGACACCACAGAUUGCCUGGCAGAAAGACGGCGGUAUCAAUUUCCCUGCCGCCCGUGAAAGAAGGAUGCAUGUCAUGCCAGACGAUGACACUUUUUUCAUUGCUAAUGUGAAGACACAUGAUAUGGGCGUUUAUAGCUGUACGGCCAAAAACGAGGCGGGCAGCCUGUCAGCCAAUGCCACUCUUACUGUGCUAGAAACCCCAUCCUUCCAGCGCCCUCUAGAGGACCGUAACGUUGCCCGAGGUGAGACUGCUGUCCUCCAGUGCAUAGCACGUGGUAGUCCUGCCCCCCGUCUCAAUUGGACCAAAGACGACGCUCCAUUGGUGCUGACGGAACGCCACUUCUUCGCCGCAGCCAAUCAGCUCCUCAUAAUCGUAGAUGCCAGCCCUGCUGAUGCAGGGAAAUACAUGUGCAUCAUGUCCAACACGCUCGGCACAGAGCGUGGUCAUAUCUACCUCAGCGUCUCACCCUCGGCCAACUGUGACCCGGUGACCAGCAUAUACAGUCAGGACGGAUGGACAACAGUUGGCAUUGUAGUGAUGGUGGUCGUCUGCUGCGUUGUUGGCACCUCGCUUGUGUGGGUCAUGGUAAUUUAUCACAUGAGGAGAAAGAGUGAAGACUACAGCAUAACAAACACAGAUGAGAUGAACCUACCAGCAGACAUUCCCAGUUACCUCUCAUCUCAGGGUACGCUGUCAGAGCCUCAGGAGGGCUACAGUAACUCAGAGAAUGGAAGCCACCAGCAGCUUAUGCCAUCUCAUGCUAACGGUUACGUCCACAAAGGCACCGACGGAGUGUGUUACGGUGAAGUGAGCAGUGAUGUUGAUCCAGAUGCUAAUGGAAUGCUGGGUAGUCGUGUGGGCUCUUUCUUUGCUGAACGUAGCAGCUUCCACCGGAGUGAACCCAGAGAGGGACAGGCAAAUGUCCCUAAUGGUGGACCAGGCCCUCUGGUCAUCUGCUCAGAUUGCUACGACAACGCCAACAUCUACUCGCGCACGCGUGAGUACUGUCCAUACGCCUACCUGACAGAGGACGACCCACUUGUGUCUCAGAUCUCUCGGGAUGGACACCAGAGCAGCCAUCAAGAGCGGGAUCAGCACGCAGACACGGUACUGGAGAGUUUUAUAAGUCAGCAGAAUGCCUCUGUGUUCCUCACCAACCAUGAACCACGACUACCAGCGUCACAACACUAUAGCACUGAUGUCCCAGGCAGGUCAUUUUGGGAAGGGGAAGAAACCCACUCUUCUAUCCUCACCCAGGGCUCAGUGACUGUACACGAGCCCCCGAUGGGUCUGUCCGCUGGGGACGGCCGAGAGGAGAGGAGGGGGGCACUGGAGGAAGGCUCAUACAGGACUAACCCACAGGAAAGCGCCUCUGCGCCCACAUAAAUCCAGCCA